This is a messenger RNA of Bactrocera oleae (olive fruit fly), 3861 nucleotides long. It is a transcript of the gene croc, whose product is annotated as forkhead box protein crocodile. Gene Ontology annotation, molecular function: RNA polymerase II cis-regulatory region sequence-specific DNA binding; DNA-binding transcription factor activity, RNA polymerase II-specific. The record is from RefSeq and is a predicted model, not a curated record. Gene Ontology annotation, biological process: anatomical structure morphogenesis; regulation of transcription by RNA polymerase II; cell differentiation. Lineage: Eukaryota; Metazoa; Arthropoda; Insecta; Diptera; Tephritidae.
CUACAGAUUCAGUAUCUGACGUGUUACUAUCCCGAACGGAUCGUUUAGCUCGGUGAAGUGCUGCAGUCAGCAAAACAAAAUAAAAUAACAGCAAGGCAGAAAAGCGCUGGACCAACGGCAUUUGCAAGUGGAAAGGGAAAAAAUAAAAAUUUAAUGAAUAAAUAUAAAUGUAUGUGUAUAUGCACAUAGAGAUUCAGUGACGACACUCGCCACACCACUUUAACGCGCUGUUGUUGUUGUUGGUGCACAAGUAAAAAUAAUAAAAUAACAUUUUAGUUGCAAAAACAAAAAACACACACAGCAAAGCAAAUAGAAAAUAAAUAUAUAAAAGUUUUAAGUCCAUGUGGAGCAAGCGCCCCAUUACCGUGUUUGUGGCUAGACGCGUCAAGAAUCUGCGACGACGCGCACGUCUGUAGCGACGGAGUUUACUUAAAAAAUACAAACAAGUGAAAUUAAGUAAAUAUUUGCUGAGCAAACAAAGAAUUUGGCGAAUAGAACUUGCGACUUGCGAAAACAACUACGCGCGACAAGCGUUUGCAGCCAAAUUAGGUAACGGUAAAAAACGUGUGAAGUUAAAUUGAGCAAAUAACUCUAAGGGAUGUUUAAAAUUUUAUUUGAAAAAUAAAUAAAAACAAUAAACAAGUAAAUUGGUUUACGUGUUGCAUAUGCCACACUAAUAGAAAGUGCUACUCGAAAUUUUAGUGACAACAACAAAAAGUUGUGCAAACAACUGCAAUUUUUCAACUGCAAGCCACUUGCACAUCAACCAAAACCAUGCAUACACUUUUCACCGAUCAGAAUUCCUUCUCGCGCCAUUACGCGCAAACCGCCGGCUAUCCCAGCGCGGCCACCGCCGGCGCCAUGACGACGGCAUCCGCAGCGGCCGCGGCACACUAUGCCUACGAUCAGUAUUCGCGUUACAGCUAUCCGGCAAGCGCUUACGGUUUGGGCGCGCCACAUCAGAAUAAGGAGAUCGUGAAACCGCCCUACUCCUAUAUAGCGCUCAUUGCCAUGGCCAUACAGAACUCGGCGGACAAGAAAAUUACGCUUAACGGCAUUUACCAGUAUAUAAUGGAGCGUUUUCCCUACUAUCGCGACAACAAACAGGGUUGGCAGAACUCGAUACGUCACAAUCUCAGUUUGAAUGAGUGUUUCGUGAAGGUGGCGCGUGACGAUAAGAAGCCCGGCAAAGGUUCAUAUUGGACGCUCGAUCCCGAUUCGUAUAAUAUGUUCGAUAACGGCUCGUUUUUGCGACGGCGUCGUCGUUUCAAGAAGAAAGAUGUGAUGCGCGAAAAGGAGGAGGCCAUGAAACGGCAGGCGAUGAUGAACGAGAAGUUGGCCGAAAUCAAGCCGUUGAAGCUGAUGACGAACGGCAUUUUGGAUCACAAGCAUAUGGCAGCGCAUGCACACUUCAAGAAGGAGCCCAUUAUGGAACUAGGCUGUCUGGCGGGCAAAGAUAUGCACACCGGACUGAGCACCGCCAUGUUGAACUCAUGUCACGACAGUUUGGCGCAAAUGAAUCAUCUUACCGGCACGGUAGAGCAUGCCGGCUUUACCGUUGACUCACUCAUGAAUGUCUACAAUCCACGCAUACAUCACAGCGCCUAUCCGUAUCACCUGAACGAAGACAACUUAGCCGUCGCUUCGACGCAAAUGCACGCUCACCAUGCCGCCGCAGCGCAUCACGCCCAGCUGCGUCAUCAUCACGCCGCCCACGUUUCGCAUACGCACCCGCUAACGCCUGGCGGCCAUGCAGGUGUACAGCUGGGCGGCACAACCGCCUUAACAUCUGGCGCCUCACCCACAACGAUCUCAACGCCACAUGGACCAACACAUGGCGGCUGGUAUACACCUGAAACACCACCAUCCGAGCCGAUCGGUAAUGGCGGUGCUGGUGGAGGCAGCGGUGGUGUUACAAAUGCUGGCGCACAAAGCAAUAAUAAUAAUAAUAACAACAACAACAAUAGUAGCAAUAACAGUCAUAAUCAUAAUGGUUCAGCAGGUGUGCAUAUCGGCAAUCACAAUCACGCUUCAGUACUCACCGCUACCAGCAGUCCGUCGGCUGUGGUAGGUGGUAUCGUUACGGGUCACACAUCGCUGGGUUUCCGUGAUAUGCUCUUCGAGCAGAAUCAACCAUGCCAAAUGGAAACGGGCAGCCCGAAUGGCAGUCUACAAUCCGCCAGUCCACCGGCGAGCGCCAGCGCAGCAGCGGCCUCCGCAGCAGCCGCGGCGUCGGUGAUUAGCAGUCAUCAUCAUCACCACCACCAUCAUCUGAGCGGGAAUCUGGGAAAUUUGAGUAAUCUGAGCAACUUAAGUCAUUACCGUUCGCAUGUGAGCCAUUAUCAGGACUACGGCAUCAAAUAUGGCGUCUAAGUCACCCAGCAACUGUGUGCCGCUGAGUUUAUAAAAGUGGAGCGGUGCUUGUAGCUGUUUCAGCGUAACGGUAUUCCAUUCGCGAAGUGCACAUAGUUGGCGGUUACCGUUAUAAAUUAAUGCAUUUAAGUGACUGACACACUAGUUUGACUUGAAUGAACCGACACGCUUUCGCGUUAGCAACUGUAAUGCAACGAAGUUUAAUUACUUUAAGUAGUCGUUCUCAAUACACAGUUUAAGGUAUACGAAUUUAUAUUCUAAGUGUUAAUAAUAUUAUGCUGUAGGCUUACAUAAAUACAUAUUUAUUUUUAUUUUUUGUUUUUUGAUUGCAAACAACAAACUCAAGCUUCAAUAUAUUACACGUACAUAUUUACAUAUAUCUGUGGAUUUGUAUGCAAUUGUAUGCUUUGUGCGCCAAAAGGAUUUGAAAAUAAAUAUUUUUGAACUAUGAAAAAAUACAUUUUUUGAAGUGCGUUAAAUUUUUUAAGCAAAAAUUCAUCAAAAAUAUUACAUAAAUAGAAGUUAGUUAAAGUUAUUAUAUGGUACAUAUAAUUAAUUUUCAAUUAAUUGCUAUUCAUUUUACUUCUGAAAUUUUGUAUAUAAACAAAAAAUAUAAAAUUGUUUAUGUAAAAAGUAUAUAAAAAACUUUUAUAUAUAUAAAAUUUAUAUGUAUUAAAUUUUUUAUAAAAAAAAAAUUAUAAGAAUUUUUUUUACAAACUAAAAAAAAAUCUGAAAAAAUUAUUAACAUUUUUCAUUAUUUUUCACAAAAAUUAAAAUUGCUUGCAAAAAUUUCCGUUACAUUCACAAAGCGCACUUUGGCUACUGUAACAUAUAUUUCAUUUCUCACAAAAUGUGCAUUAAAAAUCCACAAAAGUAUUUCUAUACGUUUAUAUACAUGCAUAUAUAGAUAUAUAUAUGUACACACACUGUUAUUUAUAGACACAUUAUUUAAAAACAAAAUUAGUACAGAAUCGCAAUAAAAAGGCAAACAUUUACUUUUUAAAGCGGGCGAAAUGUGAGUGCGUCUCUGCACAUACCAUAAAUUAUACGCGAAAAACAUUUGUUGUUGUAUUUGAAAUAAGAAAAAAAAAAUUGUAAUAUUAAAUAAUAAUUAAAAUAAAUCGUUUUAAGUCCAUAAGUUUUAGCGAAUAGCAAAGAAAUUUUGUGAUCAUUCGAAAUAAAAUCUUAAGCCUUUUAAUUUUAACAUAAAUAAUUACACAUAAAAUAAAUAGAAUUGUUUGUAAAAAAAUAUUGAACGAGUUAUAAAACAAAACUAACUCUUAUAUAAUAAGUAGUUCUUAGUAGUACUUAAGUAUGGUAAUUACACUGUAAUCAUUACCUUUCUAUUUUUAAGUAAAUUUGAUCAAAAUUUCGCAUUGAUAAUAUACAUACGAGUACAUAGCUGAAAAUCUAUGCUUAUACAUAUAUAGGAACAAAAUUACAAAAAAUAUAUAACAGUAAAAAAUAUUACACUGAAGAAUUAUAAAC